AUGUCUUUUGAAAAACAUAGUACGCACUUGGACAGAGAGUCUCAGUUUUCUUCAUUGAGAAAAAUUAAUAUUGAAAAUAAUAGACUAAGUAGACCACAAUCAAAUAAUUCAUCACGAUGUAGCAUAGAAAAUUAUCUUUCAAAUCAAAACAACAUCAGCUCCUUUAAUGAUAAUUCUAAUGCUUCAAAUAAGAAAAAAACAGAUACAUUAGAACCGUUUAAUGAUAAACUUAGUUUUUGGAUUUUAUAUUGCUAUAUAGUCACAUUUUGGGCAAUAAGUCCACUUUUAAAGUUGUGUGGAAUUGAUAAGAAGGAACAACAAAAGUUAUGGAGAGAAAAAAUUGGUUUACUAGUUAUCAUAUUUGUUUUAGGUACUUUUGUCUCAUAUUUGACACUGGGACUAGUGAAAACCACUUGUUCCUUCCAAAACUUAAAACUUAAUGUAAACAAUUUGGGAUUAUCAUACAUUGCAAUCCAUGGUAGAGCAUUUAAAUACAAACCUACCUACAUGUCAAUCAAUAAUGAUAAAAUUAUUAUAGAUUUAGAAGAGAGAUCUUUAAUUGGACCUGCAUCUUUCGGUGGUAUGGAUUUUUCUUUUGAAUAUCAAAAUAUUAACGGUCAUUGUGCCAAUCUGAUAACAUCACGGAACAAAAAUACUGAAAGUGAUGAGAGCAUUUUAAAUUUUCCAUUGACUUAUUUCCCAUGUAAUCCCUAUGAUCAUAGUAAUUUAAUUAUUGAGGAAGAAAACUGCCAUUUAGAUGACUUACAAAAAUCUAAAUUGUUUGAAUUAUUUCCCUACUCUUCAGUAAUAGUUUACACAUGGGAACAAUUAAAAAACAAAACAAACCAAAGAUUGGUUGUAUAUAACGGUAAUGUGAUGGAUUUAGCUCUAUUAAAAUUUUUUCAAAAAGAUAAAUUCGAAUAUCCUCCUGUUAUUCAAGAGCUAGCAAAUUCAGAUUUAUUCAACGGUUAUGAUAUUUCCUUACUAUUCACAUCUACACGAGAUAAACAGAUUGCUAGAUGCUUAGUUAAUUUAAUAAAAGUUGGAGAAAUAGAUUCUGACACUAUUGGAUGUUUAAUGUCGACGGUUAUUUUAUAUUUAUCGUUAACUCUUAUCUUAUCGAUUGUUAUAUUCAAAUUUAUUACUGCUUGCUAUUUUCGUUGGUUUGUUAGUAAGAAACAAGGUGCUUUCCAAUUAGAUAAUAAAUCAUUUAUUGCAUAUAUUAAUAAAAUUGAAGAAUGGUCCACGAAUAUGACAGCCCAAGCUCCUUUGAAAAAAGUUGAUCCACAUUUACGGCCCAAACAACCAAAAGAAAAGCAGUAUGCUAAUUUUAAAAGAAAAUCAAGUAUUACAAAUAGCUUUUUGAAAAGAUCUUCACAAUUUUACACUUCAAAUUCUACUCCAUCUUUCCCCAAUUUACCAAAAAUCGAAGAAUUUAUGCUGAUUGAUAAAUUUAAUGGGUUGACAACUAUGCCAAUUCAAACAAUCUUUCAAAAAUUUAGAUCAGUACAUCAAAAAAAUGAUGGUUUUAAUAAAACCACUACUACAUUUACCGAUUUUGCAAGUCCACAAAGAAUAUACGACUCACCUAAAAUAUUAUCAAGAUCCAUAGUCCACGAAAAUGUUGUAGAACAACCUCCUAUUACAUACAUGCCGGAUAAUUUUCCACUAAUUCAUAUAAUAUGUUUCGUAACCUGUUAUUCAGAAGAUGAAGACGGAAUUAGAGUUACACUGGACUCCAUAUCUACAUCUGACUAUCCAAAUUCACAUAAGUUACUUUUCAUUGUUUGUGAUGGACUGAUUAAAGGUUCCGGAAGUAAUAUGUACACCUCAGAUAUUAUAUUGAGUAUGAUGAAUGAUUAUGUAAGAUUACCAGAAAGUGUUGAGGCAUCUUCCUAUAUAUCCAUUGCCUCAGGUUCAAAACAACAUAAUAUGGGGAAAGUAUAUGCAGGUUUUUAUAAUUAUAAUGAUUUGACAGUUCCUAGAGAGAAGCAGCAACGUGUCCCAAUAAUAUUAGUUGUCAAAUGUGGAACACCUUUGGAACAAUUGGGCUCCAAAGCAGGAAAUCGUGGGAAAAGGGACUCUCAAGUUAUUCUAAUGUCCUUUUUAAAAAAGAUUCUUUUAAAUGAUAGAAUGACUGAUUUAGAAUAUAUGCUAUUAAAGAACAUAUGGCAAUUAACAGGGUUAAUGGCAGAUCAGUAUGAGGCUGUAUUGAUGGUAGAUGCCGAUACAAAAAUCUUUCCUGAUUCCUUAACUCAUAUGGCUGCUCAACUAGUUAAAGACCCUUUGAUUAUGGGUCUCUGUGGUGAAACUAAAAUUGCAAACAAAACAGAAUCUUGGGUUACUGCUAUUCAAGUGUUUGAAUAUUAUAUAUCUCACCAUCAAAUAAAGGCAUUUGAAUCUGUUUUUGGUUCUGUAACUUGUCUACCAGGAUGUUUUUCAAUAUAUAGGAUUAAAUCGCCAAAAGGUAAUAAUGGAAAAUGGGUACCUAUAUUAGUUAAUCCAGAAAUUGUGGAAAGAUAUUCAGAUAAUGAUACGAGAAGCUUGCAUAAAAAGAAUUUAUUACUGCUAGGAGAGGAUCGGUACUUAUCAUCAUUAAUGUUAAAGACAUUUCCCAAAAGGAAACAAAUUUUUGUCAAUAAAGCUGCCUGUAAAACAAUUGUACCAUCUGAAUUCGGAAUACUUUUGUCACAAAGAAGAAGAUGGAUCAAUUCUACAAUACAUAAUUUGUUUGAGCUAGUUCUAGUUCAGAACUUAUGUGGGACUUUUUUUUUCUCAAUGCAAUUUGUUGUGAUCAUUGAAUUAAUCGGUACCUUAGUAUUACCCCUGGCUAUUUGUCUUACAGGGUAUUUAAUCUUCUUUUCUAUUUUUUCCUCACCAACACCAGUGUUAGCAUUAGUACUUCUAGCCGUUAUUUUGGGAUUACCUGGUAUUUUGGUAGUUGUUACUUCUACAAAGUGGAUUUAUAUUAUUUGGAUGUUAAUAUAUUUGUUAGCUCUUCCAAUAUGGAAUUUAGUUUUACCUUCAUAUGCCUAUUGGAAAUUUGAUGACUUUUCAUGGGGGAAAACAAGAGCUAUUGCAGAAAAUAAUUUGGAUCCAAAGAGCAAAGAAAUAGAUGACAUGAUUACUCCACAGCUAAGAUUAAGACGUUGGGAGGACUUUGAGAAAAAUUUAGUAGAAGUUGAUAAUGUAUAA
Messenger RNA from Arxiozyma heterogenica, 3195 nucleotides. RefSeq lists its product as uncharacterized. The record is from RefSeq and is a predicted model, not a curated record. The coding region runs from base 1 to 3195 and encodes 1064 amino acids. Gene Ontology annotation, molecular function: chitin synthase activity. Lineage: Eukaryota; Fungi; Ascomycota; Saccharomycetes; Saccharomycetales; Saccharomycetaceae. The transcript has a single exon. Gene Ontology annotation, cellular component: cell septum; cell periphery.